Messenger RNA from Canariomyces notabilis, 1938 nucleotides. RefSeq lists its product as uncharacterized. Lineage: Eukaryota; Fungi; Ascomycota; Sordariomycetes; Sordariales; Chaetomiaceae. The record is from RefSeq and is a predicted model, not a curated record. The annotation marks the transcript as partial. The transcript has 2 exons.
AGGCAUUGGCGCUACAUAUCGUCUUUCCAUGGACCAUGGCUUCAGCUGCCCCCCGAGAUCCUCGAGACAAUGGCCAAUUUCAACUACAACACGCCCCGGCCCCGUCCCAUAGACCCGGCCGUCUUCUUUGAUCUGGUCAAAAUCAGGCGCCUAGUCGAUGAGGCCACAGAUCUUGCUGUUCGCGCUGCCAGUGGUGUGGCUACCAUUGGCCAUCGGAGCCUGCCCGGCGCCCCUCCCCAUGCAGCCGCGUUAGGUCUCGACUUCGGUUUCCGGCCGGCGCUCCAGACGAAACUGAGUUCGGAAAGGAAGCAUCGGAUGAGGGAGCAAGCAACACAGAAGCUGGUCAAGGCAUAUCGCCUCGACGAGAUCGCCUGUAGUGUCGCCACCAUGCAGAGCGCCUCGUCCCUUGAGGAGGUGGCGUCUCUGGUGCUCCAGCGGAAUGCCCAGGACCCAGAUGCAAAGUAUGUCCACUUCUUCCACGAGAAGAUACCGAGUCGCCAGCUAGCCGAUUGCACUAGCCUGGCGCCACUCAACGACAUCAUCGCUGCGAGACCAAGCGACCCAGAGCCCUUGAGGACCCGAGCCAUGGUGCGAGUCUUUAAAGGAGACUAUCAGGGGGCCAUUGAUGACCUGACAGAUGCCCUCAGGCUCCACCGUCUGUACCGGCCAGCUCUCACCGCUCGAAAGGCGUCUUUUCAAGAAACCCAGAUUUCUGAGAGGCAGGGGAAUGGCCGGAGAUCAGAGGAUGUUGUCUUGAAGGACGAAGACCAGCCCAGCAGCCUGGAGAUGCAGCUACUCUUCCAGCGCGCAGGCGUCUACCUAACAAUUGCCUGCCGCCAUGUUCCGCUUGCCCUUCCAGAGCAGCCCUUAUCCCUGCGGGACGACGGUGGAGUCGCGGGACAAGAACCAGAACUAGAAUUGUCACUGGCGGAGAAGGAAGCUCGGUCGAGGAUGGCCGAGGCAAGAAAGCUUGUAAGACACAACGCGAAGCGGGCAUUACGUGACUACACAGCCUAUCUCUCCCACUUUGAGUAUUCGCCGGAUCUGCCCAUCGAAAUUGCCGAGGAGUUCACCCGGAAAGUUAACUAUGCCGUGAACGGCGCUAGGAUGCCCCGAUCACCAAGUUAUCCUCCGGGCUCUCGCUCCCCUGCGGCCGGUGAGGGCGGUGCCGGCAUCGCACCCUACCGCAUAUAUGCACUUCCAGACCUCUUCACAUCUUCCCCUCCUUCCGGCCUGCCCCCUUAUCCAAGCACAGAGCUUGCCUCAUUGCGACACCAGCAACCCCCAUCUCCUGGCCCGGUGCGGACUACGACGGAAACCCUGACUUGCCACCCGCUCCUCACCGACGCGCUCCAUGCGCUCUUGUUGUGUCACUGUCUCAUACAGACAUCCGCCAAAGAGCUACUCCGCCACGCCUACAUGGUGGCCCGACUCGCGCGCCUCGCCGACGGCUACCCAGUGUUCCAGUCCAGCAGGUGCCCAGCUCGGACCGACUGGGUCGAGGUCCUGCGAGCGGCCGGCAACUGGAUUCAGUUGGCGGGCAAGUGGGAGGAUCUCUGUGCGCCGGCUCCCCUGCCGCUGUUCCAAUCGACCGGGAGCGGUACCGGGCAGCAAAUCCCCGUCUCGCUACCGCCGCUCAACCGGGCCAAGGCGCUGCCUACACCGAGAAACGAUAGCGCGGCCACGAGUCCCGAGUCUCCCACUGCGCCAGCGCCUGCGGUCUUAGCCGACGACGCUGCAGCUAAUGAGGCCGAAAAGCGGCGCAUGGAUCAUAUCCAGCGCCAAGCUGCCCCGGACGCUGAUCGUGUCGAAGACGAGCCCCCGUUCCACGUGGCCAUCCGGGCGCGCCAGCUGCGCGCCGAGCACGACUACCGCAUCGAGAACGCCGUAGCCGCGCUCGACGCCAAGCUCGCACGGGGCGGGCUCAAGAACCCGCCG